AUGUUUUCUCUUAAAUUCUUCCACAAUGAAAAAAAUAAAGUCUCCACAAUGCUCCCAACAAAACAUUGUAAUUUAGACACAUAUCACAUGAUGGUUGUCUCAAAAUAUUUAAUUACAAUUAAAGACUUUAUUACUCUUCAAAUGGUCUCUCAUAAAUAUCAAGACUUUAUGGAACUUUUUCACUUCAAUCCAGUUCCAGUCACAGAAAAGACUUUAAAGUACUUCCCCAACAUAGAAACACUCAAUCUUUGGAGUGAUAAAGUUGACACUUUUGGUAAUAUAAUUUACAUCCACAAGUACCCAUAUAAGCCUCGUGAAUCAGACGAUUACGAUGACAGUCGUUUUAGAAACUUUACUGAAAAACAGUUAUACGAAUUUAAACACGGCUUUAUUAACAAAAUAGGCACAAAGACAACAUUAAAAAUGAACUUUUUCAAAAUCAAUAUUUGGUUUGAAGUUAACUAUCAAACAGUUUUGGACAAUGAAAAGAACGAAGAAAUACCUAAAGAAACAAAACUUUUGUUUGGGAAUGUAGUUUAUACUAAAAAGGAUAGAAAACACCAUACAAUAGAAAUCCCAGUCGACAACAAAACACUGAAAAGGGUCUCUUAUAUAAUUACACAAAUAGGAGACAGAUGUUUACGAGGACUUGUUUUAAACUGCUAUGAGAUUCCAAACGGUGUCACAAGACUUUGCUCGAGUUCAUUUGAAUAUGUUUCUGCACUCAAAAUUAUUCAAUUUCCAAAGGGAAUUUUGUCAUUUGAGUCAUACUCAUUUGCUAGAUGCAACAGUUUAGAGUCAGUAGAGAUCCCAGACAGUGUCACGUUUAUUGGAGAAUACUGUUUUACAAGUUGCCAAAAACUGUCACGUAUACAAAUUGGGAAAAAUGUGAAAACACUUGAAAAUGGGACUUUUGAGUAUUUACCCGUUUUGGAACAAAUUGUUGUACCAUCAAAUGUCGAUGUGAUUAAAAGAAAUUGUUUUGAUGGGUGCAAAGCACUCAAAAGUGUUAUAGUGGAAAACAAAAAGUGCUGUAUCGAUGAACGUUUAUUCACAAGAUGUUCCAAUUUGAAAAAUAUACAAAAUUAA
Entamoeba invadens IP1 is the source of this 1089-nucleotide messenger RNA. RefSeq lists its product as hypothetical. NCBI's taxonomy places the organism in Eukaryota, Evosea, Mastigamoebida, Endamoebidae. The transcript has a single exon. The coding region runs from base 1 to 1089 and encodes 362 amino acids. The record is from RefSeq and is a predicted model, not a curated record.